Lindgomyces ingoldianus is the source of this 492-nucleotide messenger RNA. RefSeq lists its product as uncharacterized. The record is from RefSeq and is a predicted model, not a curated record. NCBI's taxonomy places the organism in Eukaryota, Fungi, Ascomycota, Dothideomycetes, Pleosporales, Lindgomycetaceae. Bases 1 to 492 code for a protein of 163 amino acids. The transcript is spliced from 2 exons.
AUGUCGAAAUAUCGCGCCAAGCUGAACGUGCAGCGCAUGGAUAGUGGCGUCGUGCCUGCUGCAGCCGAAUCGGGAGACGCCAUUGCCGUACGCCACCUAGCUAAGAUAAUAUUGGCGCAUUCAGGCCACUCCCUGUUGGCUUGUUAUCUUGGUGGGACGAAAAUCUUCAUUUUUCCUGUGAUGUCUGUGUGCUUCGAACUUCAUUUCAAUAUUUCUACAACUGAAACAGCCAAAAGGCUCUACCAUAGGCUGAGAUACGGACGCCUAAGGUUCCAAAAACGUGAGCUACCAAUGUGGUUGGUCACGAGGUCAUAUAUUCCCGAGAACAAGGGUCCAAUUGAGCGUGCUGAAUUCUACACUGAAUCAGCAAUCCCGCUUGUCCCUGCACAGCAUCUAUGCGAAGUUCAGGGGCUCAUGCGCCAGUGCACGCGCGAUUGUGAAUCAAAUCGCGCGAGGAUGCAACGUGGGUACCCCACGAAUUUUAAAUAUUGA